Molecule: messenger RNA, 396 nt
Organism: Racocetra persica
Lineage: Eukaryota; Fungi; Glomeromycota; Glomeromycetes; Diversisporales; Gigasporaceae
Source: the annotation of a GenBank genome assembly
UUACGUUUAAGUCCAACGAAAUGUCACUUUGCAAAAAGAGAACUUAAAUUUUUAGACUAUGUUGUUAGCCCUGACGGUGUAUCUACUGACCCCCAAAAGGUGGAAGCUGUUCGUAGCUUUCCUGCCUUAAAAGAAAAGCUCACCACGGCCCCCGUUCUUGCCUACCCUAAUUUUUCACAAGAGUUUUUGCUUUUCACGGACGCUUCGAGAAUCGCUCUUGGCGCAAUUCUUUCAGAGAGAUUUGCAAGGAAGAGAAAGGGACGUCUUACUUGCUGGAUUUUGGCCCUGCAGGAAUAUACCGUUACCGUCGUUUGCCGUGCCGGAAAAUUUCAUUCUAACGCUGACAGUUUAUCUCAUAUUGCUAAAUCUUCUACUACAACACCUGCCGAUUUUUGA